Messenger RNA from Raphanus sativus (radish), 1190 nucleotides. Its product is annotated as syntaxin-81. Gene Ontology annotation, biological process: retrograde vesicle-mediated transport, Golgi to endoplasmic reticulum. Bases 116 to 1051 code for a protein of 311 amino acids. Gene Ontology annotation, cellular component: endoplasmic reticulum; SNARE complex; membrane. The transcript has 7 exons. Lineage: Eukaryota; Viridiplantae; Streptophyta; Magnoliopsida; Brassicales; Brassicaceae. The record is from RefSeq and is a predicted model, not a curated record.
UCUCCUUUGAUCCCGUUUGCGUUUCUUCUUCGCCGGAGCAAAAAAACCUGUCUCUGUCAGCUGAUCGAUAACAAUCGUAUCAGCACCGUCGAUCUGAAUUUCUCUGUUGCGAGGGAUGUCGAGAUUCAGAGACAGAACAGAGGAUUUCAAGGACUCUGUUCGCAAAUCCGCCGUCUCUAACGGCUACAACGAGGCUAAAGUGGCAGCGACAAUGGCGUCUUUCAUCAUACAUAAGCCAAAGGAGAGGUCUCCUUUCACCAGGGCUGCUCUCAAAACGCUGGAAAGCAUCAAGGAGUUGGAUCAGUUUAUGAUGAAGCAUCGUAAGGACUACGUUGAUAUGCACAGGACUACUGAACAUGAAAAGGAUAGCAUUGAACAAGAAAUCACUGCUUUUAUUAAAGCCUGCAAAGAACAGAUCGAUGUUCUCAAAAACAGCAUUAGAAAUGAAGAAUCAAACUCCAAAGGAUGGCUUGGCCUCGCAGCUGAUAACUUCAAUGCUGAUACUAUUGCACACAAACAUGGAGUGGUUUUGAUUCUGAGCGAGAAACUUCAUUCAGUCACUGCACAGUUUGACCAGCUUAGAGCGACUCGUUUCCAAGAUAUUAUUAACAGAGCUAUGCCUAGAAGAAAACCUAAGAGGGUCACGAAGGAAGCUACUCCACUUAAUGCAACUCUAUCAAAUAAUAAGUCCGUAGAACCUGAUGAAAUUCAGGAGGCCCAGCCUCGUAGAUUACAACAACAACAGCUUCUAGACGAUGAAACACAAGCCCUUCAGGUAGAGCUGAGUAAUCUUUUAGAUGGUGCUAGACAGACGGAGACUAAGAUGGUGGAGAUGUCUGCAUUGAACCACUUGAUGGCAACUCAUGUUCUGCAACAAGCCCAACAAAUUGAAGUUUUAUAUGACCAGGCUGUUGAGGCAACGAAGAACGUGGAGCUUGGAAACAAAGAGCUUUCUCAAGCAAUCCAACGUAACAGCAGCAGCAGAACCUUUCUCUUGCUGUUUUUCUUCGUCCUUACAUUCUCCGUCUUGUUCUUAGAUUGGUACAGUUAGAGACACCGUUCAAACUCCAAACAACCUCAUUGUGUAGUUUUUCUUUAAUUGUUAAACGCAUAAAUUGUGAAAAUUUGGGAAGGUGUUUGAUGUUACAAGAAAAAAAAGUAUGAAACUUUGAAAGAGAUUUUGUUUGGAA